AUGGGGAUGAGGGCUAGUUCAGAGGCUGUGACGGUGACCCCGACCACAGAUGGUGGUGACUUGAAUCAGGCCCGGCGCUCGCCAGCUCGGUCUGGAGGAGGACGGGAAGGAGGUGCAAAGAGUGAUUUCGAAACUAAAGAAGCCAUGACCCUCGACAGCUUAGCUAAUAAAUUAGCCACCACUGAUACCUCGGAGCUCAACUCUCCAGUGCGGGAGCCGAAGAAGGAUGGGGCGCACACCAGCAAAAUCUUCCUGGACAAACAAGAGAAACAGUGGCAGUUCGAAAUGAAAAGGAAGCUUCACUGCAACCAAGGACUGAACAUCAAACUGGCCAGACAGCUGAUUUCCAAAGAUCUACAACGUUAGGAGGUUGAGGACGAAAACAAAGAAAGUUGGCGUGCCACCAGCCAAGACAAGACUACCACCAUGAAAGAAUCAGAGGACGGCCCCACCAGCGACGAGGAACUGCAGACCCAGUCAUUCAACGACGAGAAGACAACGUUUGAUCAACGCUGCAAUCGUUUGUCAGAUCCAAACCCUGUUCCUAUAACCUGCUGCUUCUUGUUCUGUAGAGCUCAUGCUUCAAGUACUGAAAUACUCAUCAGUUAA
This is a messenger RNA of Globicephala melas (long-finned pilot whale), 609 nucleotides long. It is a transcript of the gene PPP1R2C, whose product is annotated as PPP1R2 family member C. Gene Ontology annotation, biological process: regulation of signal transduction. Lineage: Eukaryota; Metazoa; Chordata; Mammalia; Artiodactyla; Delphinidae. The record is from RefSeq and is a predicted model, not a curated record. Gene Ontology annotation, molecular function: protein phosphatase inhibitor activity.